AAUCCGCCAUCUUUUUUUCUCCCCAUGUCAUAGGGAACUCGGCGGACGUAACAGCUGUGAGUGCGUCUCACUGCUUAUCCCUAACUCGUUUUUUAAACAUUAAAUAGUUUGGACACAAACGCACAUUUAUUAAAUAAAAUAAAAAUAAAGCAAUAUUCCGCAAGCACCGUUUUAGGAAGUGUGUAAAUACAAGUGAGUUACGACAUAAAAAUUAUCAAGUUAUCGAUUUUAUAUAUUUCAAUUCGCUGAAUUUGUUAGUGCCGUGCUCCAGGUUAUAAUUGUUGUAGUUACUUCAUUAUCGUAGAAUAUUUUAUAAAGUGAGGAGAGUGGGACGAGGUGGGAAAUCAAUAAGCUGUUGGAGAUACAAAGGGUGGUGCGAAAGUUACAGCAGCGGAUCACUGUUACACCAAAUCGUACACAGCGAUAUAAAAAAAUAAUAUUACCAUUUACUGCAGAACAAAUAUAAGAUGGCUGGUGGUGGAGACCCAAAAUGGCAGAAAGACGCGUCGGAUCAGAAUUUCGACUACAUGUUCAAACUCCUCAUCAUUGGCAACAGUUCUGUAGGAAAAACCAGUUUUCUGUUCCGUUACGCGGAUGAUUCAUUCACAUCAGCAUUCGUAUCGACGGUGGGGAUCGAUUUCAAGGUGAAAACAGUCUUUCGCCACGACAAACGCGUUAAACUUCAGAUAUGGGAUACUGCAGGACAAGAGCGCUACCGGACUAUUACAACGGCAUACUAUCGAGGAGCCAUGGGUUUCAUCCUCAUGUAUGAUAUCACCAAUGAGGAGAGUUUCAACAGCGUGCAAGAUUGGGUGACGCAAAUAAAGACGUAUUCAUGGGACAAUGCGCAAGUGAUCCUGGUGGGCAACAAGUGCGAUAUGGAGGAGGAGCGUGUGGUGAGCGCGGAGCGCGGCCGGCAGUUAGCUGAGCAACUAGGCGUCGAGUUCUACGAGACCAGUGCUAAGGAGAACAUCAAUGUUAAGUCUGUGUUCGAGCGCCUGGUGGACAUAAUCUGCGACAAAAUGUCAGAGAGCUUGGACUCUGAGCCGGCCAUGCUUGCAGGAGGAGCCCGCGGCCAGCGCCUCACGGAGCAGCCUCAAGGGAACACGAACAGCAACUGUAACUGUUAAUGUACUGUCAAUUUUAACUGGGCUAUGGCUUGUGAAGGAGCUGUUGAAUCUGUAGCGUUUAGCACUCGUGGUAGACGCGCUCGUAAAACUAAUAAGUCAAUAUAAUUUAUAUAAUAUCGUCGUGCACAAAAUCCAAUUUGUAUUGAGCCGAUACAUUUACGAGGUGUCUGGCGACCGCUCAGUCGUUUGCCUGUUAAAGCGAAUAUUUAUUCUGACGGCAUCUAGAAGUUACUCGUAUCGAUCAGAAUGUAACUCACACGACCUUGUUCAGGCAAUAGGACCAAUCAAUCACUCGUUAGUUUUGUUUCAUAACGUUAGCAUUAUUUAGCACCGUUGAAAAUUAUCUGAUUCUGUAAACGCUUUUCGUAUACGUACACAUAAUAUUCUGCUACGAGUGCUUUGUCCGCUGAGUUAUUUAAAGCUCUCUCCAAAAAGUAAACCAAUAUUGAGGAGAGAAUAAAUAAAAAAUAUAGUUAAUUUACAAAUCAAUGUUAUACAUUUCUGUAUUCCUAAACUGAAAAAAUAACCCCUUACGGCUCCAUAAUUAUGACGUUUUUAACCACUACUUACAUCAUUUGUCACAGGACAUAUUAGAUUUUAACACUUACCUACGAGUACCAUAGAAUUAACACUUAUUUGAACGAAAACUAAUAUUAUUACAAAUGUUAAAACUUAUGUGUAUCUAUAUAUAAUAUUAUUGAUUAUCUAUAGGUGUUAGGUAGCUAUAUAUAUUGUGAGCUGGAGUAGGGAUCUGAUACUUCUUAUAGCUAGUUGUUAACCGCCUGAUGGUUCCCUUCAAUUAGUUUUGCUCUCGUUGACUAUGUCUAGCUGUUUAUGUUUAGCUUGUAUUAAACGUUGUGUAUGGCGAUGUAACAUUGUUUUAAGGUUAUUAAAGUUAACAACGAGAAUAAAACAAUUAGAGAUUUGAUAAUCGUAUUAUAUUUGCAUUGAUCAUUACAUAAAUCAACUGAUUGACAAUCCGCUUGGAACAAUAACCGUGUCUCAUAAUAGAUGGUACAUUCAUUGUAAUAUGGGCAAAAACUACACCCAAAAUUGUAACUUGCAUUUAAAGUUUAGCGAAUGUUAGUAAACAUUUAUUAAAAUUCUGCUAAUGCUUAUUUUUUCAACCACUAUUCAUUUGGAGCAAUGAGCAUAGCUACUUUAUUCAACAUUUAUGUAUAAGUAGCUAAAUUAGUUGUUGACUUCGUUGUAGCUAAAAUUUAUUUUGGCCUGCAAUCUAAUCGGAAAUCGGGUACAGAUUGCUUGUACUUAGCGUUCACUUUGUAAAUACGUUAACCAGUGUAUAAAAUAAACUAUUGUAUAGUAUUAUAUCUACGUACUAUAUAAAUCUGUUUGUAUUCUUGUUACUACGCUAUGUUAAUACUAAAUAUAGGUGUUUAUUUAACCACUGUCGUUAGGAUAAGACAUUGUUUUAGUUGUGUCCUUUAUUUUCAUUGCAUAAUUUAUAUCGAUACUAAAACCGUCUAUAACGACUGGGUAUAGUAAAUAUAUAAUAUGUACUCUUUAAAAUUGUAGAGUACAGAUUUUAAAUUACAAAAUGUCAAAUACAUUACAUAACAUGACAGAGCAAAUUGAACAACGCACUUUUCAUUUCUCGAAAGCUGUGCAUCCAUCGUUUACUUAUACGUAACGUUUUUAAUAUUACAUUAGCUUUUUAGUGUCUUUAUAACAUGUUUUUUUAUAAGUAACGUACUCACUCAUAUUGUCGUUAUGGACGGAUCUCACAGUAUUGUGUAUGUAUAUGUAUUCGGCGUGUUUCUCUCAUGUGAAAAUUACAACUAGCUGUAUCUGUAGGCGACAUAGACAAUACGAUUUAUAUCAAGUUAUGUUGAAACAUGAGCACAUUUAUUUUUUUAGAAACUAAUCAUGUAUUGUUUAGAUAUUAAUUAAGAAUAAGUCAUCAAUUUCUUUGAUGUGGUCAAACCGAACUAUUAAAAAUACGUAUCUACUUCAUUAGAUGACUAUAUUUCGAUUGCUUGGAAAAGCGAUUUGUAAAAAAAAUAUAUGACGUCGCCAAAUUUAUUGAAACUAUAAUAGAGAUUGUCUACAGCAGAAUUAAAUUAAUUUAAACUUACAAUUAAAUCUCAUCUUAUGAUUCUUAUGAAUUAUCAAUAGAUAAAAAGGAUUAUGUUUUUAACAUAAUCUAGCAUCAGCUGUUUCAACACCUGAGUUUUAAAAAUAUUAAUUAAAUAAAACAGCAUGUGUCAAUUUGACUAAUAAAAUUACCUACCAACAAACUACGACGGGAAAGGUCAUCAAAAUAAAUUUAAGCAGUGGGAGAUGCUCUUUUUGACCGGCUGCAUAGCAUGAACACUCUUCAGGAUUUAAACCUUACCCUAGCAGAGAGAACAUAAUAAUUAUUUGACCUUCUAGUCAUUUAAAAGGCAAUGAUUUUGGUGAAAAAAAAAACUGUACCUAUGGAUAUAAUUUGAUAAUUUCCACACGUUAAUGCGUGGCGUGGCCGGUGGAAAUGGGCUUAAUAUAACAGUAGACGUUUCGUAUCUAGCAGUGUGUGUGAGUCCUGUAGCAGGGCGUGAAAGAGGCAUAUCGUAGUGACAGGCUUUAGUAGAUCGUGUUGAUUAGCAAAUAAUAUUUAAACCAUCAUAUUUUCACUAUUUUUAAGUAUUAUUUGCAGAAUAUAUAAACUUAAUGAACGUUUUUUCACACAAAUUUUGACUCGAUAAGCUGCAGGAAAGAAUUAAACUAGUAGUAUUCAUAAUUGUAUGUUAUAUAAUAUUUGUUGUGUGUUAAAGGAAUUAUUUAAAGAUACACCCGUGUAAAAGAUUCACGAAUAUAAUUAUAUAAAUUAUUAAAUA
This is a messenger RNA of Cydia splendana, 3967 nucleotides long. RefSeq names its product ras-related protein Rab-3 (gene Rab3). The transcript has 6 exons. Gene Ontology annotation, biological process: protein secretion; protein localization to plasma membrane; regulation of exocytosis. The record is from RefSeq and is a predicted model, not a curated record. Lineage: Eukaryota; Metazoa; Arthropoda; Insecta; Lepidoptera; Tortricidae. The coding region runs from base 468 to 1130 and encodes 220 amino acids. Gene Ontology annotation, molecular function: myosin V binding; GTP binding; GTPase activity. Gene Ontology annotation, cellular component: plasma membrane; synaptic vesicle; endosome.